GCCCACGAGUGUUACUGAGGCAUAAACCCCCUGUUCCUCUUGUUUCCUCCCCGUCGGCCUCCGGCGCAGUUGGUUGCCACGACGAGGGGCGGACCCACCCAUCGGACGAGGUCCGGCGCCGGACAUUCCAGCCGGUGGUGAGCCGACGGCGGCAAGGCGUGGGAGCUCGCGGCGACGUACAAGGCUGGGUGAGAGUGCGCUUGAGUCAGGGUGCUUGAGGUGGACGGCCAACUCCGACAGCGGGCCCCUCUGCCGACGACGCCACCGUCUCUGAUCUAUUUCACCGGCAACCGCUGGAGCUGGAAGUUGGUCAGCAUUAGCUGCUUCAGGCUUCUGGCCGGUGUGAAAAGUUGCUAGGUCACCAUGGAUGUCGAUCGACAAGAAACGAUGGAAGAGACUAUUCUCGUCGGUGAUGAUCUUAUGCGUGGGCCACCUUCCCCUGUCGUACCGAAAGAGAUUGCAUCCCAUGUCCUUGAAGGUGUUGAGCUUUGUGAUGGUAUCCUGAAGAAUCUUUUCCUAUGCUUGCAAAUCAAUGAUAUUGAGCCAUUUUGUCAAGACGAAAUUGUACUAUACAAACAAUGCGCUGAGAAAAGGGAUAAGGAAAUAAGGGAACGACUGCAGGAUAGUGAAUAUAAAUUGGGUUUCUCGAUGCCCCUCGAAGAUGCAAAGGAAAGAGUCACUCAACUCCAAUCAGAACUCACACUGCUCGAAAGGCGCAUGAUUCUUGCUAGUGGUCUUCCGGGUAUGGAAGGAUUUCGCCAACGAUGGAGCUUGCAUGGACAGCUCGGCGAUACAAGGAAAAGGUUGGAGGCGCUGAACAGUGGGAUGGCAAAAAGAGAGAGCCCAAGUCCUCCAGGCGAAGGCACAACACCUGCAGUUAAGAAGAGGUGGUUCUUUUAGUGCGUUAGCGCAUUUUUUUCCGACUUGCAAAACAUUGUAACUAAUGCUGUGUUAAUGGCAAUGUCAUCCACUCAUUUCUUGGUUUGGUGUUUCUACUUCCAAAGCAACUACUGUGCUGUGUUUGCUAACAGUGGUUCGCCACAGCUGUACUUUUGAUUAAAAAUAUGGAAAUACUUGGCCUGUUGUAAACCUUGAACUUACCAUUUGAAUUACCAUCGAAAUGAUGAUACGCAA
Triticum urartu is the source of this 1134-nucleotide messenger RNA. RefSeq lists its product as uncharacterized. NCBI's taxonomy places the organism in Eukaryota, Viridiplantae, Streptophyta, Magnoliopsida, Poales, Poaceae. The record is from RefSeq and is a predicted model, not a curated record.